UUUCGAUUCAAAAGAAAAUGAAAAAGAAAGAUAUCGAUAUGAAAACUGCGGAGGAUACUUUUGGGAGUCACACUUCAAGGACAGAUGCCGAGACAAGAAAGAAAGGAGCACCACAUAUGUUGUUUUAUAAUUCAAAAUUAUCAAAGAAAAAUCUUCGAGAAGAGUACUUCUCAAAUAAUACAAAGAAGAGCAUAAGAGCCUAACCAGAGUGAAAUGAGGUCGAGAAAUAUUAGGUCAAAUCAAGGAACCUUGAACUUCAAUAAGGAUGUCAAGUCUGAGUUGCCUGGGUCGAGAGUGACCUUUCGCCAGAAGGAAAAAUCAGAGUCUCAGUUCUUCUUGACAGAAACUCCUCAAAUGUAUAAAAGCCCAGAGUCUAUACAUAACCAAGCAGCAAGAACAUCUCGAAUAAGAGGAAAGAAGAAAUCAAAUAUUGAGAAAAGAUUCAAAAGGAAACUUCAAUCAAAGACUCCGAUACUGAGAGAGAAUUUAGGGAGUCCAUUGUUCAAGAUUCCAAGAAGAAGACCUCAAAUUGAUCGGUUCAUGCAACAAAGAACAUCAAAGAUUUUGAAGCAUAAAUAAGAUCUAUCAUAACAUAAAACUGGAGGAUUUUGCUUCUGACUCAGAGAGUGACAACAACCUCUUAAAUACACCAAAGAAAACAGAGCCUAAGAAGGAUCGGAUGCGUGAUCUCACUGAGAAACUUAUCCCUACACUCAACAGAAGGCUGUACACUAGAGGGAGGGAUACCCCUCCCUCUGAUAGGAACCUUCUUAGUGGUUUAAAGGAUAAAUUUGAAGAUAGAGAUGACUAUGAAGUCAUUAAUGAUAUGGUCUCUGAUGCUAAAGGUAAUAAUAAUUUUAGAAGCCUUGAAAGAGUCUUUUAUACUGCACGAGAGAGUAUCACUGAUGACCCUCUUUUGAAUAAAAAGUUUGAUGAGUUAAACUUUGAGGAUAAAGCUAAUCAAAGUCAGAAAGACUUCUUCAAGUUCCAAACCAGCUACAUUGAGAAAUGUAAAAAGAUGGGUGUCUUACCUCUCCCUCUCGCCAAGAAAAUCAAGUAUGAUGGCCUUGCCUUUGACAACUACCCGAUCAACAGGCCGAUCUCGAAGGCUCUGGGCAGAUCGAUGAACUACUUGAACACAAACAUCAAGAGCAUCAACCUGACGAACUGCAACAUGGACGACAAAGCGAUUUCGUACAUCAUCAAAGGGAUGAUUUACAACCCGAUUGAGUCUCUAAUUAUUCAGAACAACGUUGUUGGAGAGAAGUCCAUCCAAGCAUUGAUCAAAGCUAUUAAUAUCAGCCAUUGGAACUGAAAAAUUGAUGGUAGAGAAGCCAAGACUAGAAUACGUCAUCUCGAGCUUAACAAAUGCAUCCCAAAUUCAUCCUUAAUGAAUGUUUUAAUGAGAGAGCUGAGUAAAAACAGAAUGAUAGAAAAUCUCAGGCUCUCGUCAGUAGACUUUAACACUGAAUCAAUAACUCAUUUAGCAGAAUUUGUAAUGGAUAACUUCUCUUUUCAGAGCUUGAACCUAUCAUGGUCUGAGAUAUCCAGUAAAGAAUUGAUUUUAUUUUUCACUCUUAUUGAGAAUGUAAAGCAUUUACAGCAGCUAGAUAUUUCAACUAUUCCUUUUAUCGGAUAUAAUUCAGGAAAACUGGUGGAACUUCUUAAGAAACAUAUUAUCAACAAUCCAUCUUUAAUACACUUGAACAUCAGCAGCUGCAACCUUGGCAUUAAAGAGUUGAAGAUUUUGUACGAAGGAAUUAAGAAAUCAAAGUCACUUCUAGCAGUCCACCUUAGUGGCAACAUUAAGCGAGAAAAUUUGAGAAAUAUUGCUUCAAACAAGCCUAACAAGAUUGGAAAAGCACCAUUUAGUAAAUAAGGAUACUUUAAGCAGGAACCGAAUCAUUAAAUAUAAAAGCGAUAUCUGCAUUAGUAGGAGGGUGGACCACACAAUGCAAGAAAGGCUUGAUAGGCAGAAACGCCAAGCAUUAAUGUUUGAGAGAUAUAAGCAAAGCCAAAGGAGAAAACUUGGCUUUAUCAAAGAGAGAAAGACAAAAUUUGAGACCACUGAUAGUAGAAUAAUUCUGUACAGAUUCCUUGGCCAUAUCGAAAUACUUGAUGGUCACAAAUGGAAGUCGAGCACAAGUUGUUGGAUAUGAGACAAGUGGAAGUACACUUGCAUCAUUGCAAACCCAUUAACCGCUCAUGCCAAUUUCAAAAACUCAAGUGAAUUUAAUUGAGGCUAUUAUCAUCAAAAGAUUAUUGAUAAUAACUCCCCUGAGGAGUUAAAACUAGCCAAUAGUGUCGAAAUUCCAACAAUUACAGGAACAUUUUCGCAAUGGAAGCUACAUAAGAUGAUUAGAAUCGAUAAGUUUUAUGACUGCUUGCUAAGGAACAAGCUUCCCAGCAAGAGGAUCUACGUGAAGGAAGAGAAAAAUGACCUUACUACAAGGAUAUCUAAGAUAUUAAACAACGAGAUUUACACUACAUACCGCAAUGUGAAGGGAUUUGUGACAAGAAAAUAGACCUACUAUUAUUGAGAAAAUAAUCCAUGAGAAAUUUGCACAUCGCUUUACCACCAAGACUCAUAAGAGAAAAAGUGUUAAAUAAAGGCAUUGAGGAAAUAAUGGAGAUGAGGUUUGAAAAUUUAGGAAGUAUCCGAUCGAAGAAUAUUGGGAAGCAGAAAGUGAUCAAAUGUAUUCAGAGAUCCAGGAUCUUCAAUAUAAUUUUCAGGAUAGUAGAGAGAGCAAGAGUUCCUUUCUACAAAUCAGGCAAGUUUGGAGCCAUCUACAGCAGUGAAGUGUUCUCUUUAAUGAAAAAGGAACAGCCUCAUUUUAUUAUUGAGCCUGAUGAGAUAGGCGAUACUCAUAAGCGUCUUGUGAUUGACCAGCCUGAGAUAGACAAUGAAGAGAUUAGCCAGUACUACUUAUAUGCAACAUUUAUGCCCCCAGGGGAUAGCAAGUUCAUUGUCAGUUUUGAUGGAACAAAAUAAAGACUCUUUCCAUUUUAUUCAAGCAGAAAUUCCUGCUGCAAACCAAGAGAUUCUGUUACAUAAGAAACGGAUCAGAAAAAGAUUACUGAUUCGACAAUUUAAUGUUCAUAAUUCUAUAUUUAAAGACUGGAAGCCAGACACUCCUGAAACCUUAAAGAUGUCUUUAGAUUGUGACUUUAGCCAUUCUCGGAUUAAGAAGUUCAUCAAGGGACAAGAAGAAUAUGACACAAUUUACUCAAUGUUUUACAAUAAUAUUGCGAGAAUUAAAGAGAUAUUCAACUAUAGCAUUGGGGUAUCUUCUUAUCCCUACAUCUCCUUCCUGGAGUUUGGAAAGCUAGCUCAUAUGUGGAAUAUCCCUGAUAAAGGAACUUGACCAAUGAGUGUUAUUGAUACUGUGUUUAUAUAACCACUAAUUAUGAAGAAGUUAACAGAGAUCAAAACCCAGAGAAGCUUCUCUGUAGAUAUGAGUUUUAUGAGAUUCUUAUCAGGAUUGCUUACCACAAGUACAUUCUCUCCAAAACUUGAAAAAAUCUGCCAGCCGCUGUUUCAAGGCUACUCACAGACAACAUAUUUAACAAUUCAGAGCAUGUGUUUACUGGCCAACGAUGGAGAAAGGAUGAGCUUUGGCUGAUGGAGAUAGAUGACUUGUAUAUGGCCAAUAUUACCUCUUUGAAAACAGUCUUUCAAAUGUUCAAGCAUAAGCAUUAUAACUAUUGGCUCAGACAAGACACGAUUAGGGUCUGAAACGACAAACUCGACAUCAACAUCGACACCCAAAACAUCCAACUAGCAUUUUCCCUCUGCAAAAUGACAGUUGUAGACGAAAUGGAGGAGCACAAGAAACUUGAAAGAAUAGAUUUCGCUGAAUUCAUAGAAUUUAUCGCAAGAAUUGGCCAAAUAGUCUUCAUCAAGAACAAGACAAUGAGUCUGUAUGAUAAAAUUGUCUAUAUAAUGCAGAAGUUCUUCGCUCUGAUCCCUGCUGAAGUCAUCUACCCCAACACUGAUAUCCUUGUGGAGUCUGAGUCAGAUGAGGACGAAUUCCAGUAAACCAAAUCGUCUUAAAAUUAACCAU
Messenger RNA from Moneuplotes crassus, 4064 nucleotides. NCBI's taxonomy places the organism in Eukaryota, Ciliophora, Spirotrichea, Euplotida, Euplotidae. The record is from the annotation of a GenBank genome assembly.